CCACAUCAGAAUUAGGUUGUUGCUGUUUUGUUGUCUGUCUAAACAAUAUUACCAUAUCAAGGUAAAAAUUUGUUCCAAUAAAUUAAUAGUAUGUUCUAAGCAAAAGCAGUUGUGAACUCGUCUGACUACUAAUGUAACUGCAUUCAAUGUGAUUAAGAUUCAAAUCGUCAAAACUUUGAACACGUCAGAUCUAUAUAUGCAGCAUCCGUUGCCGAUAAACAAACAAAGCCCAUAUAUCAAUCGGAACCGGAGCAGUGUACAUGAAGAAGCUGCAUAGAUAAAGGCCAAACAGUGUCGAAUUAGCCACGAAGUUGCCGACGCGUUGCCAAUUUUUGACGAAGCCAAACAACACAUACACGCAAACAUGGCAGAAACAACAAGCAUUGAUGUCAGCGGCGAAAUGGAGGUGCCGCCGCAGCGUCCAGCUGGUGGUCAGAACAGAUUCAGCAUCGAUAUGCCAACCCUGCCUUCAUUGUCGAAUUUGCCCACUCCCUUGGAGUUGAUUCACAUGGUGCGACGUUCCCUGCGUCCAUGGACUGUGUUCUUCAACAUCAACAAUUUUAAAACUGCGGUCAGCAUGCAGCGUCUGCAAAAUCGAGUCACGCGUAAUUUAUCAUUUUUCCAGAGCAACUAUAUAUUCAUAUUUAUAGUACUGAUGAUCUACUGUCUGAUUACAUCGCCGGUUACUCUACUGGUUAUAGCCGCUGUGGCAUAUUGCUGUCACAAAAUACGCAGCGUCAAUAACAAUGUGAAUAUCGCGGGAUAUUCGAUGUCGCCAAAGCAGCAAGUCAUAGCCGUGAACAUGGUAGCGGCACCUCUGCUAUUCCUGGCUGGCGCAGGAUCUGUGCUCUUUUGGACGCUGGGCGCAUCCUGCUUUGUCAUAUUCCUGCAUGCGGUAUUCUACAAUAUUGACGCAAUCGUAACCGAGGAGAACGAAUUAUUCUUAGCGCAGGUCGUCUAAUUGACGAGCCUCGAACCGAAACUGAGCAUGGAGAAUCUUAAAUCUGCCGCACAGGGGCCUUAUAGACAAUAAGUUGCAAUAUAUAUAUAUUUAUAUCGAAA
Messenger RNA from Drosophila montana, 1062 nucleotides. RefSeq names its product prenylated Rab acceptor protein 1. The record is from RefSeq and is a predicted model, not a curated record. Gene Ontology annotation, cellular component: Golgi apparatus. Lineage: Eukaryota; Metazoa; Arthropoda; Insecta; Diptera; Drosophilidae. The transcript has 3 exons. Bases 365 to 961 code for a protein of 198 amino acids.